AUCUCCUCUUUGCGCCCCAGUCACAGCGACCCCACCAAGUUCUAUCUUGCCACGUCAGCGCGCACGCUCAUCCUGUGUGCUGAGUCAGCAGAAGACCGUUCCCUUUGGCUGCAAGCUAUCGAGGCUGCAAGGCUGUCUUUCCCUGUCCCUGCUGGAUUGGCUGCUGCUGCUGAGCCAAUCUCCCCUGCUCUCUCCUCCCUCGGGAUUGCCUUUCUUUCUCCUAUGCCGCCUCCUGCCCUUGCUGCUGCUGCCACACCCAUUGCAACUGGUGCUACCGAUAGCGAUGACGUCAGCGACGGUCAUGGUGACGUGGACGUAGAUGUUGGUGGAGUGGACACAGAACCGACCCCGUCACGCAUUUCCCUCCAGCCUAUGGUUGAUUUUCUGAGGGCAGAUGACGUCAGCAAUGACGUCAUCAUGCAGUGCGAGGAGGUGGUUCGGCGGCAGGUGGUGGCGCCGGUGCUUUUGGGGGAGAGGCGGGCAAAGGAGCACCUUAUAUCGAGGAUGCAGCAGCUGGAGAUUGAGAAAGCUCUAUUGGAGUCGGAGUUGAUUCGCAUGCAGAGGAGGAGGGGGUGGAGGAGAGGGGCUGGCAGGGGAGGUGAGGGAGGAGAAUGGGGGAAGGUGGAGGGAGGAGAAGAAGAAGGAAAGGCGGAGGAAGGAGCGGAGGAAUGGGAGGAGGAAGGUGAAAACGAGGAGGAGGAGGAGGAGGAGGAGGAGGAGGAGGAGGAGGAGGAGGAGGAGGAGGAGGAGGAGGAGGAGGAGGAGGAGGAGGAGGAGGAUGAGGAUGAAGAGGAGUGUUUCUUUGAGGCAGCAGAGAAGCUAGCAGGGGAAGCAGAGGGGCGAGAUGACUUGGUGGUUGAGGCGGAGGGCUCACAGCAAGGGGGAAGUGAAGGGGAAGCGGAGCAGGGGGAGGAGUACAAGUGGGGAGUGGAUGGAGGCGGGGGAGAGGGAAUGGCAGAGGGGGAAAGGGGGAGAGGACCAGAGAAGCACGAGACCAUGGUGGAAAGGGGGAGGGCUGGGAAGGCCGAACUGCCACUGGAUGAGGUCGGCUUCUCUUACCCUUUUGUCCCACGCCGCACGCGUCUCCCGCUACCAGACAAGCAAAACCGCCCGGGCAGCCUGGCCGGCGGGCUGUGGGCGGCGCUGCGCGAGUGCGUGGGGCGGGAUUUGUCCCGAGUGUGCCUGCCAGUGCAGCUGAACGAGCCAAUAGGGUUGCUGCACAAGUGCGCGGAGGAGAUGGAGUACAGCUGGCUGCUUGACCGGGCGGCAGAGUAUGGGCGGCGGGGCGAUCAGCUAAUGAGAGCCCUCCACGUGGCAGCCUUUGCAAUGUCAGGCUAUGCCAACACCAGUGCCCGCAUGCACAAGCCCUUCAAUCCGCUGCUGGGGGAGACGUAUGAAGCUAACUACCCUGACAAGGGCUUUAAGCUGCUAGCGGAGAAGGUUCUGAACCACCCACCAACAGUGGCAGCACAUUGCUGGGGCAACGGGUGGCAGCUGUUUGGAGACUCGACGCUCAAGGUGCGCUUCUGGGGGUCGUCCAUGCACCUGGUGCCAUGUGGAGUGAUCUCCGUGGUAUUUGAUGAUGAUGUAGAGGGGGGGAAGGAGAAGAAAGCGAGGGGGGGAGAUGGCGGGGAGGAGGAGGAGGGAGCUCGGGACACGGUGGAGGAGAGGGAUGAAGAGGAGGAGAGUAAGAAAAGCAAUAGUGGCAACAAGGAGAGUUUUCCGAAAUCGUUGGGAGUUGGAGGGGGUGGGGAGCAGUACGAGUGGAGCAAGGUGACAACGGGCAUCUACAACAUACUAGUGGGGAAGCUUCAAGUGGAGCACUUCGGCACCAUGCACAUCCGAGGCAGUCGGGGGCUGUCGGUGUCUUUGCAUUUUAAAGAGCCGUCGCUCUUCGACUGCAGCAAGCACCAGGUGAGUUGGGUCCGUCGGGGGCUGUCGGUGUCUUUGCACUUCAAGAAGCCCUCUCUCUUCGACCGCAGCAAGUACCAGGUGCACGGGCACGUGCAGAACGAGCAGGGGGUAAAACUAGCAAUGCUGCACGGCCGGUGGGACCAGCACUUGAUCUUCACCCUCACUCACCACGGCAGGGAGCACUGCAGGCAGCAAUUCAACCAGAGAGGCAGGCAGCAUGACAGGAGGCAAAUUGAAAAGAGCGUGAAGCAACAAGAUGCAAUUGGGGCUGGGGAGGGGGGUCAUGGGGUGCGUAAGUCAGCUGCUCUGGGGAGGGCGUACCUGGGGGAAGGGUCUUCUGGGCCUGAUGUGUCUUCUGAGGCGCGGCAAAAGUCAGCUGCUGUGGGGCGGCUGUACCUGGGGGAGGUGUCUUCUGGUCCUGAUGUGGGUGGCAGUGGAUUGGAUGAGACGAAUCACGGAGAUGGCUGUGAGAGGGAUGCUCUGACCCCAGUAGCAGCACCACCUGAAAACCCACCUGUGCUCCCACCUGUGCUCCGACCUGAGCACCCACCUGAGCAUCAACCUGAGAAUCCACGUCAGCGUCCACAUGGGCCUCCACCUGAGAAACCACCUGAGCACACACCUAGGCACUUUGCUGAUCGUCCAGCAACCCGAUCAGCACCUCAUUCGCUGUGGCACAAGGCUGCCUCAGCCACGGCUCAUCACCAACAGCAGCAGCAGCAGCAGCAGCAGCAGCAGCAGCAGCAGCAGCAGCAGCAGCAGCAGCAGGAGGAGGAGCAGCAAAAAAACCAUGGCAACAACAAGUACAACUUUUCACCCUUUUGUGUCACACUCAACGAGAUCACGCCAGAUAUUGCGGUGAGCUGUCCAACGUGUUUCACAGGGACUGGGUUGGUUCGUUCGUAUCAGUAA
Molecule: messenger RNA, 2826 nt
Organism: Closterium sp. Naga37s-1
Lineage: Eukaryota; Viridiplantae; Streptophyta; Zygnematophyceae; Desmidiales; Closteriaceae
Source: the annotation of a GenBank genome assembly